Molecule: messenger RNA, 4663 nt
Organism: Artibeus jamaicensis (Jamaican fruit-eating bat)
Lineage: Eukaryota; Metazoa; Chordata; Mammalia; Chiroptera; Phyllostomidae
Gene: CTDSPL
Product: CTD small phosphatase like
Exons: 8
Coding region: 132-1187 (351 amino acids)
Molecular function (GO): RNA polymerase II CTD heptapeptide repeat phosphatase activity
Source: RefSeq, a predicted model, not a curated record
UCUUCCCUCCCUCUCUCCCGCCCGCGCUCCGCGUUCACUCCUUCCCCCUCGCCAGCUCCUGCUUUCCUCGGCGCCCGGCCUCCCUCUCCGCCUGCCCGUGCGCGACUCUCCCGGGCGCGGCUCCGGGGUUCAUGGUGACGAGGCGGCGGCCGCUCCAGCCCAGAGGCGGCGGCGGCGAGAGCUGGGACACGGGCGCGGGCCGCCUCUCCCAGAGCGCGGGGCCGGGCGGCGGGCGCGCCCAGGCGGCGGCGGCGAGCGCCCCCCGGCCCGCGGCCCCGCGCGCCCCCCGCGCCGCGCCCCCGCGCGCCUGGCCGGCGGGGGGCCGGGCCGGUGGGCGGCCGCCGCGCCGCGCACCCAUGGACGGCCCGGCCAUCAUCACCCAGGUGACCAACCCCAAGGAGGACGAGGGCCGGGCGCGGGGCGCCGGCGAGAAAGCAUCCCAGUGUAACGUCAGCUUAAAGAAGCAGAGGAGCCGCAGCAUCCUCAGCUCUUUCUUCUGCUGCUUCCGCGACUAUAAUGUGGAGGUCCCGCCAGCCAGCAGCCCCAGUGUGCUUCCGCCACUGGUGGAGGAGAACGGCGGCCUACAGAAGGGUGACCAGAGGCAGGUCAUUCCCAUACCAAGUCCACCAGCUAAAUACCUCCUUCCAGAGGUGACAGUGCUUGACUAUGGAAAAAAAUGUGUGGUCAUUGACUUAGAUGAAACACUGGUGCACAGCUCGUUUAAGCCCAUUAGUAAUGCUGAUUUUAUUGUUCCUGUCGAAAUCGAUGGAACUAUACAUCAGGUGUAUGUGCUGAAGCGGCCGCACGUGGACGAGUUCCUCCAGAGGAUGGGGCAGCUCUUCGAGUGUGUGCUCUUUACUGCCAGCUUGGCCAAGUAUGCAGACCCUGUCGCCGACCUGCUGGACCGCUGGGGAGUGUUCCGGGCCCGGCUCUUCCGAGAAUCCUGUGUUUUCCACCGUGGGAACUACGUGAAAGACCUGAGUCGCCUGGGACGGGAGCUGAGCAAAGUGAUCAUCGUGGACAAUUCUCCUGCCUCGUACAUCUUCCACCCCGAGAAUGCAGUGCCCGUGCAGUCCUGGUUCGAUGACAUGACCGACACGGAGCUGCUGGACCUCAUCCCCUUCUUCGAGGGCCUGAGCCAGGAGGACAGCGUGUACAGCAUGCUGCACAGACUCUGCAAUAGGUAGCCCCGGCCUCCGCCCGCCUCCCGCCCGCGCCCUGGAGCCCACAGCCUGGCCUCCAGCUCCCCAGGAGCUGAACGUGAGGACACGCCGUGCUCCGGGCCACGGGGUGAUCGUGGCCAUACCUACCUGUUUUAUUUUUUAAGAACAGAAACAACUAUUUUAAAAUGAACUCUUUUAAUGAAUUUCAUAAAGGGACACGCAUUUUACUGGAUUUGCUUUUCUUAAAACAUACCAAAAAGAAAAAAAUGGGGGAAAAAAAAAAAGCUUGGUAUCUGUCAGACUUCCUUUCAGCUGCCCCCCUUCCGCGCAGACGGCCGUUCCCCGCUACCCCAGCCCGGAGCAGCUGACCCAACUCAGAAUCUCUUUCCUACAGGAUGAAGUGCCUUUUUGAACGUUAUUUUCAGCUGAGAGUUAAUUUUUCUACACAACGUAUUUCCAGACAUCUUUUAGUCUUUUAUUGUCUUAGAUUCUCUAAAAAGAUAAAAUGACAAUUUUCUAGAACCUGGGGGGGAGGGGUGGCGAGGUUUGAGAGCAAGCCGUGGGAGCCCGGCCCCCAACGGGUGUGGCGGCCGGGCCGACCUGUGACGUGCCGCGGGGUCAGGCUCCUGCCAGGGCUGCGUGUGACCCAUCCGUGUCUCCGCUCACUUCUGACUCUGGGGAUGUGUCUGCAACCGCGUGGCUCAGCACUUCGGAAACAGUAGGUUGUUGUAUGCUGUUAGGAUUUUCAGUGGUGACAAAUUGGUCUCAGAGACACGUUUUUCCUUUGAAAAGUGACAUCCUGUCCCUUCCACUGUCACAUUACUGCCAUACUUCUGUGUGUUUUCUAGUUGUUGUAGUUGUUUUGGGUAGAGCAGUUACAAGAAACUGAAACCCUUGGAUUUUUUUUUUAACUGUUUAUUGAUUUUUACAUCUCUCCUUUCCAAAAGCUGGAUGCAGGUGGAGCUGUUGGGGAAUUUUCUUUGCUGCUACCGCGCUGCCACCAAAUGGAACUGACCAGCGGCUGUUACACUGUUCUUUGCCACUGUGCCUAUGCCCAGAAUCUGCUCACUGCUGCGCUGCACACUUGGACAGGGUUAGAAACACAGGCGUCCCGCCCGCGGCGGACUGCGCCAAGGGCGCCCCUCCCCUGGCUCUGGCUGUGGGAGCUCAGAGGGUACAGGCAAAGGGCCAGCCCACCCCUCGAGGGUGGCGUUCAUUUUAAACUGCAUUCAACCUCAGAGCCUGGGAUGAGCUGACUGUUCUCUCUGGAGAACCUGUGGCCUCAGCCAUCCACCAUGCUGACUUGGCCCAAGUCCGUCCCCCCUGGUCUCUUUUCAAGCACAGCCUCUGUCUGGGGGCGGGGGGACGGACCUGUGUAGAUGUGAGUGGGACUCCUCGCCCCAAGUCAGGGAGAGAAAGGGCUCCCUCCCCGAGCCGGGGCUUCUUUUGCAGCCUUUCCCAGUGAGAAAUUUUAAGCAGUGCCAUGUUCGUUGCUUGACGACGAGACAGUCUGUAGAGUAUUGCUCUUAAAAACAAUGAAAAAGAAACCUUUCGUGUUGGCGCCACGGCCUUGGUCCUCUGUGGGCGGGCCUCCACCAGAGUGCUGGUGGGAGCAGCCGGCACUCACAAGACGGGGAAAUGGGGUGUCAAAGUAAACUUGCUUUUCUGUUUUCAUUCACAAAAUAAUGAAGCCAGUUGCCAAUCACGUCUUCCCAACAGCACUUCGGUCUGUGGACUGCCUCGCGUUCAGAAGUGAGUAUUCAGGGGUACCCCAGUCUCCCAGCGUUCUGAGUGUCGUAAACCCAGUAACCCACAAUAGAAUCGGCCCCCUGCCAGGUGUGACCACAGACAAUGGCGGUGACGUGGCAGAGCUGCACGUGCCAUAAACCUUGACCUGAGAAACUCGUCAUUAAAUGAACCCGCUGCCUUAAAUGUCCUGAAUGUUGCAGUCCAGUGUCUCGUCGUGUGUUGAAACCCACACAGCUCGGUCCCGAUGGCAGCCAUAGACCCUCGCCUGUGCCCCUUCUUUCUUGGGCAUCGCGAAGUCUUGUUUGGAAUGGGGAACAGAGAGGACAGAAAUCCUAGAAUCUUUCAGGGGAAUAGAACCUAGAAACAGUGCCAGAUGGAGUGGAGACACUCGGGGGCCUGAGCCGGACCCUUCACCUGGGAGCCCCCCGGACAGCGCACGCACCGACAGUGCACGCGCCCUGCGCCUCCCUGGCAGGGAGUCGGGGAGGGCGGAGCCGGCUCCCACCGCAGGGGCCGCGGGACCAAGAGGCCCUCUGAGGGUCCUGGGCUCUGUGCACCUGAUUGGAACACACUCCAAAAUUCCACUUUUAUUUUCAUUCUUCAUUCUGUUUUAUGUACAUAAUCAAAGUAUCUAUAUAUUUUUAAUCAUCGACAUGUAAAUGAAGCAAUAGAUUUCUAACAUAAGGCCAAGAAAUGAGAUGAAUGUUUGGGGUUUAUGUUUUUUAAGGUAAAUACGGGUAUUGUUUUUAAUUAUUACCUUUUAUUAAAUCGUGGGCUUUAAAAACCUAAUUGAAACCAAUUAGAGAUCUCUCUGUGCCAUAGACUUCCCAUGUUACCAAAACAUCCCUAACUCUUUAGCCAAAAGAGAAAUCUGACCUCCUGAGUCUCCACGGCCCCUUCUGUGCCAGGUUAAAAUGUAGCCGUCUGGACCAAUGUUUUUUUGCACAAAGAUCUGGGAGAGGAUACCGUGGGGCACGGACUCUGUGCUCUGUGAUGCUCCGACAUCUCCGGCGGGGCCUCAGUGCAGCCUGGGCGUGUCCGAGGUCGCUGCUGCUCCGUCUUGCAGUGCUCCAGAGCCCUGCGUGUCGGUCUGUGGUUUCACCGUUACUGUUUGUCCACUGACAAGGAACACCACCUGUCACUGCUGGUGGUCAGUGGGGAAGCUGCUUCGACGUGGCGUGCCUUCUGAUGAGCUGGCUCUGAAGGUGACCCUGACUUGUCCUGGUCACAGCUCGGGAACGCGGGGUAUCUGUAACUCCAUAUCCUGGCAACAUUUUCCAACCCUGUAUUCGAAAGAUGGCUUUCUAAUAAAAAUCCAGAACCACACAGCCCUAGGGUCAAACACUCGUGACGUUUGUGCCUCUGCUUUUCAAGGUGCUGUGGUGGACAGUGGCGUGCCAGGGAUCGAGAAGAGUGGGUGGCUUGAAGUUUCUUGCAGUUAGUUACCUGUGCCAAACGGACUGGCUGCCUCUGUUCCUUUUUUACUGUAACCUGAUGGUGUCUGGUCCUGUUCCGUUCUCCAGGGGGCGCUUCUCUACAGACUAACCCCCGCCCCCACUCCCAAGGAGUGGAGAUGCUGGUGUCUGGGUGGUCAUGGAUUUCUGUUGGACAUUUGAAUGUGAUGAGCAAUCCAGCAUUACUCGGGAAGCACUACAUGUGGAAUGUGCACGUUUCCAGGGGCGAGCAUUGUUAAGUCAAGAGAUUUGCAAUGAUUUCCUUCCUGCCUGCCAAAAAUAAACAUGUAAAACUGC